Geodia barretti is the source of this 402-nucleotide messenger RNA. The record is from the annotation of a GenBank genome assembly. Lineage: Eukaryota; Metazoa; Porifera; Demospongiae; Tetractinellida; Geodiidae.
AUGCUGCAGCUGCGCAUCGGCAAUGGCGAGAUACACACCACCGAGGUGGACGAAGUCGUGUUCAUUCCCCGGGUGCACUUCGCCGUAGAGGUGGACGACUGGGACGCCGCUUUGGCCAACCUGGACAAGCAGGGUGUUUCGUACUCCCGUUCCGCAGGCGGGGCGUUCAUGGGCACCGGCGGAGACGACUCGCAGCAGGGCCGCCGCGAGGACACCAAUGAGCACUACACCUAUAUCGCCGACCCUGACGGCAACCUGAUUGAGUUAGUGCAUCACCCGCUGGGGCUGCGGAGCACGGAAGGCGACGCGAUACCGCUGCACCGCGACACCGCCAACCCCAAGUGGACGCAGAUACCGGGGUUCGUGGAAGAGGCGUACAAGGAAGCGGAAGUUACGGUGUAG